UUCUCCGGUUCUCCGGUUCUCCACCGCGGAGAGACUCUCUCCCCGUACCUGCAUCCAGUCACGGAGCCUCCGCUGCACCGAGGUCGGGAACAGUUGCACCGGACCGGCUGGGCUCCGGGCGGCGGACCUGGACUCCCCGGGCCGCAGCGGGACGCCUCCUGGUUCUGACCCAGAAAUCAGCUCCGAGGGCCGGAUACCUGCCAGCCAGCAGGCCGGUGGAGCACGGGCCCCUCCGCAGCCCACCGGGAGGCGGAGAGGAGGACUGUUAUUACCCCCUCGGAGGUUAUUACCCCCCCGGAGGUUAUUGUCCCCCCGGAGGGUUUAUUAUUUUAUUAUUUUAUUUUUCUGCCUUUAAACUGAACAACGGCCUCUGGAGCAGUUAGCUCGCAGCUAACGUUAGCUUGUGUCCCCGGAGCACCGGCUGGCUCUCUUCUCUUCCGGUCAGAGCCAGAAUGGCGGCGCUGAUUAAAGAGAUAGUGAGCCGGAACAAGCGCAGGUACCAGGAGGACGGCUUCGACCUGGACCUCACCUAUAUCUACCCCAACAUCAUCGCCAUGGGCUUCCCCGCCGAGCGCCUGGAGGGCGUCUACCGCAACAACAUCGACGACGUCGUCAGGUUUUUAGAUGCAAAGCACAAGAAUCACUAUAAAAUCUACAACCUCUGUGCAGAGCGACAUUAUGACACGUCCAAGUUCAACUGUCGAGUGGCUCAGUAUCCGUUUGAGGACCACAACCCGCCCCAGCUGGAGCUCAUCAAGCCCUUCUGCGAGGACCUGGAUCAUUGGCUGAGCGAAGACGAGCAGCACGUCGCUGCCAUCCACUGCAAGGCGGGAAAAGGUCGCACCGGCGUGAUGAUCUGCGCCUACCUGCUGCACCGCGGCAAGUUCCAGGAGGCUCAGGAGGCGCUCGACUUCUAUGGAGAGGUCCGCACCCGCGACAAGAAGGGCGUGACCAUCCCCAGCCAGCGGCGUUAUGUUAUCUACUACAGCUUCCUGCUGAGGAACCAGCUGCUGUACAAACCUGUGGCUUUGCUCUUCCAUAAGAUGCUGUUUGAAACCAUCCCCAUGUUCACCGGGGGCAACUGCAAUCCUCAGUUCGUGGUGUACCAGCUGAAGGUGAAAAUCCACACGUCAAACCCGGGAAACACCCGGCGGGAAGACAAACUGAUGCUGUUCGAGUUCCCUCAGCCACUUCCUGUCUGCGGAGACAUCAAGGUGGAGUUCUUCCACAAGCAGAACAAGAUGAUGAAGAAGGAGAAGAUGUUCCACUUCUGGGUGAACACCUUCUUCAUCCCGGGGCCGGAGGAGAACUUGGAUAAACUGGAGAAUGGCAGUGCUGGGACGCUGCGGGAACCGUGUGACAGGACGCAGGCGAUGAUGAUGACGGGAGGAGAAACCAACGACAGGGAUUACCUGGUUCUCACUCUGACCAAAAACGACCUGGACAAGGCCAACAAAGACAAGGCCAACAGGAACUUCUCCCCAAACUUCAAGGUGAAGCUGUUCUUCACUAAGACGGUGGAAGAAGGAGCCAACUGUGACGCCAGCAGCACGUCGGCCUCGGUGACGCCGGACGUCAGCGACAACGAACCGGAUCACUACCGCUACUCCGACACGACGGACUCGGACCCGGAGAACGAGCCGUACGACGACCAGAUCACCAAAGUUUGACACGGACCGGAGUGUCAGACCUGUGUGUACAUACCACAGACUGGGGGAGUAGAACCAACGGACCAGAACUCACUCCGCCCCCUCCCGCUCCAAUCUGCUGCCCAGCUGGACAAUCACAUGAUCACAUGAUCACAUGACAUGGUGGUGAGGGGGCGGGGCUAAUGGAUGACAGUAAGACAGAUGAAUGGACAGAGAGGAGGAUUAAAAAAUAAAGGAGUAAAACUUGAAUAUAAACAAACUGACAGACAAGUAGACUUCUUCAGUGACUACACCGACGUUUGUUGGACAAC
Scomber japonicus (chub mackerel) is the source of this 1960-nucleotide messenger RNA. RefSeq names its product phosphatase and tensin homolog B (gene ptenb). The transcript is spliced from 9 exons. Bases 453 to 1670 code for a protein of 405 amino acids. The record is from RefSeq and is a predicted model, not a curated record. Gene Ontology annotation, biological process: negative regulation of cell population proliferation; protein dephosphorylation; cell motility. NCBI's taxonomy places the organism in Eukaryota, Metazoa, Chordata, Actinopteri, Scombriformes, Scombridae. Gene Ontology annotation, molecular function: phosphatidylinositol-3,4-bisphosphate 3-phosphatase activity; protein tyrosine phosphatase activity; inositol-1,3,4,5-tetrakisphosphate 3-phosphatase activity. Gene Ontology annotation, cellular component: plasma membrane; cell projection; nucleus.